UCUUUUUGUAACCUUGCUUGUUGCAGCACCAGCACCAAGACCUGGUUCCGGCGCACACCUGGUUGUCUACUAGAGCUCCUGUGACUGCCAUCGUUUGUUGGUAUCUCACCACUGGCCGAAGUGGAAACAUGGAGUCCUCCGUCCCGAUCGUCAAACGACGAGCUUCAAUUGCUUGUCGCCGAUGCCGGCGCAUGAGGAGUAAAUGUGUCCACGAUCGUGGCCAGCCUCCCUGCAAGGCCUGCUUAGACGCCGGGGUCAAGGAAGGCGGAUGCGUGUUCACGCCACGAGGCCAACCGGAUAAUGAUCGAUGCCACCGGCGUCCGCGCGUUGCUCGCACAAGGACUGCCAAGACGGCUCGACAGGAUCCAGGAGGAGUACGACGUGAGAGUCUUGAUGCUUCCUCGACAGCCCUAGGCACAUUGAGUAACGGAUGGGAAAAUCUACCUCCACUACCAGAGAUCAUUGAUGGUAUAAACCAGUUCACGCGACAUUACUUUCAACUUGGUUUUAUUCCUAAAGAGCAAUUUCCCCAGCGCCUGCUUAAAGAUCGCACGUCGGUUAGCGUCUUUCUCGUUGUCAGUAUUCUUAGCAUUUCAGCUCGCCUCAGUCGUCCUCUAUCAAGGCGGUAUGGGUCUGGCAUAAAGGCGUCUGAGUUUUUCAUGGAGCGGGCGACAGGCAUUGCACUCGGCGAGAUAUUCCCGACCAAAAAUACAUUGGAGAACUGCCAGGCCUUUUAUCUUCUUAGCAUCGCACAACAAGGGAAUGGACUUAAAGAUGAGAGCCAUACGAGCAUGGGCCUUGCUCUUCGAAUCGCAUCUGCAAUCAAGCUGCAUUUAGAACAUACUUAUGCUUAUGAGAAUUCGAACCCUACGCCUGAUGCCAUCAUUCUUCGCGAAUCCGCACGGAGGACUCUGUGGAUGUUACAUAGUCAGGAUCAGCUACACUCAUGCUCCUCCUCGCCCAUCUCUCUCGCUGCUUCGGAUAUCGAUGCCCUACUACCUUGUAAUGAAGAAGACUUCGCCAAUGGGCGAGAGCCUCCUUCGCGGGCCGCUCUUGAAGGGACUCCGCGUGCUAUCAAGGACCCAAGCCUGGUCAAUGAUCCAAACCGGUCUCUUUUCGGCACUCUCAUUCAAGCACAUGGAUUCUGGGGCGUUGUCACACGGGAUGCAGUCAACUAUACUCCUUAUUCUUAUCCAUGGGAUCCAGAGAGCAAGUUUGUCAGAGUCUCCAAAAAGCUUGAUCAGUGGGAAAGGAACUUACCUCCCAGCCAUCAAUGGAGCCGGGCUAGACUGUCUGAAUACAAGGCCAAAGCACAGGAUCUGGCAUAUCUUGGGGUCACAAUGAUUCCGCGCCUUUGCAAUAUUGUUCUUCGUCGGCCAUACUUGGAGUAUAUCCUCACUUCAUCACGCGAAUAUCACCAGCGGCCGUCAGUCUUCGACCAGAUAGCAUGCGACCUUUUCAACAAUGUCCAUAGGCUCUACGAGCAAAUCGACGCCCAGUUUACGGGACGCUCGUCAGAUGAAAGUGUCGGUGCACAAAUGGCUGCCUUUUGUGUUUACACAUGCGGCCUUUUUUCUAUAUAUCUUUGGCGCUAUCCGACCUUCCUGAACAUCACGUAUGACGGGUAUAUGAUGUUUCAACGCAGCCUGGAUAUUCUGAUGGAAUGCAAAGAGGUCUGGCCUCUUGCUUCUCGUUGGGUCGAUGCCUUAAAGCGCUUUGCUCAAGAUCCUGACAGCUCAUUUAAAAGUGAGAAUGGGAUGGCAGAUGGCAAAGACCUCAUCCACAACCCAAUAACUCACCUUCCUGCGACCGCGCCGAUAUCAUCUGGCGCGUCGCCUGCUUCGUCCUUAUACACUCGACAAAGUAAUUCGCUUGCUUCAAGUUCCAUUGCUCUGCAGUCUCCGUCCCCAAACGAUAUCUCUGCCUCCAUAUCUACGACUCAUAUUAUACCCUCUCAUUUUUCUCAACCUCAAAUCCAACAACAGCUACAAAUCCAUUCUCAUCCUCAUCAGCCACCACUAUCGGUAAUAUCACAGCAACAGGCUUUCGUCCCGCCUCAGCUUCAGCCUCAGCUUUACGUGAGUCCUGACAAUAUUGCCAACUUUGACAUGGUCCUUGGGGGCUUUAACCCCAAUGCUGUCCAAGCUUAUCCAAUGGCAUCGCAGGGCAACGCUCCGUUAGCAACCGGCAUUCCAACAGCUAUGGAUAUCACCAGUGGGCCACUAAACCCUCCUCUGGACGGCUUCUUGGACGAGUUGAACUAUUAUUCGUACGGGUCCCAGGACUGGAUACCGACAAGCAAUUUGUUCGAAGGCUAUAAGUAAUUUCUCUUGGCACUGUUUGGGAUCCAAUAUUUGCAAGAAAGAAACGUUGCAAUCUAGUGAUUGUCUUCUAUUCCACCACGCUGGACAGACGGGGCAGCAAAAUGACACGUUUUUUACAGGGUAUGUCAGUCAAAG
Molecule: messenger RNA, 2459 nt
Organism: Fusarium oxysporum Fo47
Lineage: Eukaryota; Fungi; Ascomycota; Sordariomycetes; Hypocreales; Nectriaceae
Product: Zn(II)2Cys6 transcription factor
Exons: 8
Coding region: 129-2324 (731 amino acids)
Biological process (GO): DNA-templated transcription; regulation of DNA-templated transcription
Cellular component (GO): nucleus
Molecular function (GO): DNA binding; zinc ion binding; DNA-binding transcription factor activity, RNA polymerase II-specific
Source: RefSeq, a predicted model, not a curated record